Molecule: messenger RNA, 2621 nt
Organism: Drosophila serrata
Lineage: Eukaryota; Metazoa; Arthropoda; Insecta; Diptera; Drosophilidae
Gene: Fs
Product: Follistatin
Biological process (GO): anatomical structure development
Molecular function (GO): collagen binding; extracellular matrix binding; calcium ion binding
Source: RefSeq, a predicted model, not a curated record
UCAGAUGGAGCGCACGUUAGCUUUCCUCCUCGUUCGCUCCUUGGCUGUGGCAGCAGCGACAGCAGUUUCCAGUUUCGUGGUUCCAAAAGAGAACUAAGUUUAAGUCCCCGCCGAAUCGGGGAAAUAACUUGUCGAUCAUUUUACUGCUAAUUUAUUGGCAAAUAAACAAUACGGUCAAGUGCGGAAAAUAACUUAAUCAAUAAAAAGAGACUACGAAGUGCAUUUAAGAAAAAGCAUUUGCCGUUGUCAUGCCUCAUCAUCAUCAAACGAACAGCCAGACCAACUUGACAUUUCUAAAAUCGAAUUACAAAUUCAAGCGCAGAGAGAUGGGGAUCCGCGGACUUCCUGCCACGUCAGCGGAAGCGCGUACAGUGGCUAACCAAUUAACGCCAGCAAUGUCGCAGACGUCAGCAUCAGCAACAUCAACUAAAGUGGCAACAUCUGAGGGAACAGCGGCUGAACAAUUGGCGACAGCAGCAACUAGCCGCGAAUGUAGAACAAUUCUAAGUUUAUUUAUAGUAAACGCAUGGAGCUUUUUGCAAGAAUUGGCCAAUUGCUGGUGUACCCUGGAUGACGAUCACUGGGCCUCGGCCGCCGUCCCUCGUCGUGACGUCAAUCGUCGUCGCAGACGCACGACCAACACCGCUGACGAAGAGGUGUCAAUGGCACGUGAACACCAACAUAAGCGGCAGCAGCAGCAGCAACACCACCAGCAGCAGCAGCAACAGCAGCAGCAACACGAACACUUGCCCGGUUCUAGUCCAGUGAAGAGCAUGCGCUGCACGGGAGCGGGAGCAACAUCGCUAGCUGGACAGCCUUUGAUGGCUCUGUUAAUUGGCCUGCUGCUACUGGAUCUUCGCCUGGCGGCGGCUGGCACCUGCUGGCAAAAUCACCUGGGCAGCGGCAAGUGCGGCCAGGUCUUCUCCACGAACAUCACCCGGUCCGAGUGCUGUGGCUCCAGCCAGAGCUUCUCCUUUACGGAUCGAGAGCUGAGCAGUGUGGAGUACUUCUUUGCCACGGCCAUAGGUGGCGGCGUAGAGUGCUCGCCCUGCAUGGAGAGCUGCAAGGGCUUCAAAUGUGGGCCAAAUAAAAAGUGUGUGAAGCGCAAAGGUCGACCCAAGUGCGUCUGUGCUCCCGAAUGCGGAGCGGCUUUGCGUCGCAAGCAGCAGCCUGGAAUGCCGCCCCGCGAUUCCCGUAGUCUAAGUAGUGAAAAUUCCAACACCAAUUUAGGUUUAGACGGCAGCCAACGCCAACACAUUGCUGAUAACCAAAGAAAGCUGCAGCAGCAACAUCAAAAUCAAGUGGCGAGUCCCAGUCCGACUCCGAGUCCCAGGCACCGUCGCCUUUUGAUUAUAGACAGCAGCAAUUUGCCAGAUCGCUCCAGAUCACGCGGAGGCGUCGUCACUGCCGGCCGGGUGGAGAUGACGGGCUACGAGAGGCGCAGACAGAGGAACAGCCAUGGCAACGGCAAACACUUAACAAGAUCAAUGACGACAGGAGCCAAUGACUCGUCCAAACCAGCAGACAAGACGCCUGCGCAGUCAGUCGCAGUCGCAGUCCCAAUGGCUCCAGUGGAAGCUCUAACUCAGCCUCCGUCUAGACGCAACUUGGCGAAUGCUAAUGAACCCGCCAACGACAUUAAUAGACAGUCGGAUAAUGCCCGCCUCAGACACCAGCACAACGGCAGACGCAUGGAGCUGCACGCUCCACAUCCAGACAAUGGGCACAGGGACAGAGACAGGGACAGGGACAGGGACAGGGGGCAGAGGCACAGGCUUCGUCUCCGGCACAAGGAUGCUUAUCCAGAAGUCGAGGCGAAUUCAACCACCGGUGGUGCCACCAGCACAGUGGUGUCUGGGUCGAGGUUUCGCCUGCAACACGGAAGUGAAACGGCUGCGUCAUCGGACUUUGCUAAUGCCCAUGACUUGGCCUUUUUGGGCGGCAUCUACGAGCACUCCUCCAGUCUAAGUCUGAGUCCCAAUAGCAACAGCAAUCCGGUUUGCGGCAGCGACGGACGCACCUACAACACCGAAUGCCAGCUGCGCAAGCGCGCCUGCCGCACCAACAACGCCCAACUGGAGGUCGCCUAUCGGGGCCACUGCAAGACUAGCUGCCACGGUGUCCAGUGCCUCGAUGGUUUAUCCUGUGUGGAGGAUCAGUACAUGAUGCCCCACUGCAUUGCCUGCCAGAUUGAUUGUCCCUGGGAUGGCCUGGAUCUGGAUCUGGAUGCGAAUUCAAGUGGCUACGACGAAAGGCAGGCGGUUUGCGGUGUGGAUGGGAAGACAUACAGGAGCGCGUGUGAUAUAAAUCGAAUGAUUUGCCAAAUUGGACGCUCCAUUGCCGUGGCAUAUCCGGGACCCUGUCGAGCGGGCCGCGUGAGCUGUGCGGACAUCAAGUGUGGACCGAAGGACAACUGCCUGGUGGAUCUGCAGACGGGCCUGCCGCGAUGCGUGUCCUGUCGCCACAAGUGCUCGCGGAAGCAGCAGCGACCGGUGCACAAAAUAUGUGGCUUUAAUAACCGCACAUACAACUCCUGGUGCGAGAUGCAGAGGCACUCCUGUGACUCCCGCUACUUCAUCGGCGUCAAGUCCGCGGGUAGCUGCUAGAGGAAGUCCACAUCA